Diversispora eburnea is the source of this 1758-nucleotide messenger RNA. NCBI's taxonomy places the organism in Eukaryota, Fungi, Glomeromycota, Glomeromycetes, Diversisporales, Diversisporaceae. The record is from the annotation of a GenBank genome assembly.
AUGAUUGAACAACUCAAAAACUUUAUUCGUCAUGGCAAACAUGCCAAUCAAAAAUUAAUUGGUCAAGACAAAAUGCAUUAUGAUUAUGAACCAAAGAAUCCCAUUAGAAUUGACGGUAAUCGUAUUUAUUCAGAAAAAACAAAAUUAGAUAAUGCUACAGCAGUCGCUCAAAUAGUAGCUGAAGAAAGGGUACAAAAAAGUAAAUUACCAACAUAUCAAGGAUUAGAGAGAUAUCGUAUAUUAGAGAAGAUGGGAGAAGGAGCUUUUAGUAAUGUUUAUAAAGCAAUUGAUACAGUGACUCAAGAAAAGGUCGCUAUUAAAGUUGUACGAAAAAGUGAACUAAAUCACUUACAGGGUAACGGUGAUAGGAAAAUCAUGCCAAACAUCAAAAAAUCAAACACACUUCAAUCCCAUAUCGAACACGUUUUCAAAAAUAACACUUCAAAACACACUUCAAACACUUCAAACACUGAAAUGCAUUUGCAUUGUGAUAUGAAAAAUCAGCCUCGUGCUAUUGAGCGUUCAAACGUUCUUAAGGAAGUUCAAAUAAUGCGCCAAUUGAAACACCCUUCAAUAGUUUCCCUAUUAGGAUUUUCCGAAUCACCGGAUUAUUAUUUUUUAGUCCUUGAAUUAAUGGAAGGUGGUGAAUUGUUUCAUCAAAUCGUGAAAUUGACUUAUUUUUCCGAGCAAUUAUCAAGACAUGUUAUUGUUCAAGUUGCUCAAGGAAUCAGAUAUUUACAUGAAGAAAAAGGUGUUGUUCAUAGAGAUAUAAAACCCGAAAAUAUUCUCUUUCAACCAAUUCCAAUCUUUCCUUCAAAAGAAGAGCGACCUCCACCUGAACCUAAUGGUGAAUCCAAAGAAGAUGAAGGACAGUUCAUUCCUGAAGUAGGUGGUGGAGGUAUUGGAAAAAUCAAAAUUGCUGAUUUUGGUUUAUCAAAAAUUGUAUGGGACGAACAAACCCGGACACCAUGCGGAACCCUUGGAUAUACCGCUCCAGAAAUUAUCAAAGAUGAAAGAUACAGUAAAAGUGUUGACUUAUGGGCAUUAGGCUGUGUCUUAUAUACUUGCUUAUGUGGAUUUCCUCCUUUCUAUGAUGAAAGUAUCCAGGAUCUUAGUGAUAAGGUUUCUAAGGGACAAUAUACAUUUUUAAGUCCAUGGUGGGAUAAUAUAUCCUCCUCAGCUAAAGAUUUAAUCACGCAUCUUUUGAUUGUUAACCCUGAUAAGCGGUAUACGAUACAACAAUUCUUUGAACAUCCAUGGGUCAAAGAUGAGCCUUUUCAAAGUACAGUAAAUAGGUCGGUAAUAAUUAAUCCCAAACCCAUUAAUUUGGUUAGUAAAGUUGAACCACCUCUUUAUGACGAAAGUAUUGGAACUCCUGAAGAGAGUGUUCGUCGUAAAGAUAUAAUUUCACCAGGAAUUUCGCUUAAAGAGAUGUUUGAUAUUAGUUAUGCUGUACAUCGUAUGGGAGAGGAAAAUGCACGAAAAAAGAAAAUCAAAGGACUGGAAAAGAGUGGGGGCCUUAAUCCAUUUAAAAAUCAUCAUAAUAAUCUUAACGAUGAUUUUUCCGUUGAAGCAACGAGAUCAAAUGAACCUAUAAAAACGAAAACAGGUUCCAUAAGGCAACUUACUCAAUUGAUUUCUUCUAAUAAACAACAACAUAAAGAAGGAGUACAUAGACGUAAGGGUUUUGAUCUGAAUUUAGAAGCCGCAACAUUAUUAAGAAGACGUAAAGCUCUAGUCGAACCCAAAGGCAUUUGA